AUGUGCCGCCGCGGGAAUCGGUUGUGCCUGGCUUCGGUGCUGCUGGUAUUUGCGCUGGUGCCAGCAGCUUCUCCACAAGAUAAGAAUGACACGAAAACACUGGUGUCGCAGCCAGAGGACAAGGCGUACCAGCGCUGCCUGACGGCGUCCGGACAGGAGGGCCACUGCCGCUCGCUGCAGUACUGCCUGCCGUCCGACUUCCGCAGGACCUUCACCAGGCUGCUCGACUCCAUGUGCAUCAUCAACAGAGCUUUUGUAGGCAUCUGCUGCCCGGACAAACCCACCGCCGAGGACGGCCCCGUGCUGCCAGGGGACGGGUCCCCGCCGUCACUGGAAGAAAUCGUCUCGAGGCUCAACAACCCAACUUGCGGCAAGACGGAGCAGGGCGAGUGGCGAUGGAUGGUGGCGCUGAUCCGCUACGGCGAGGAGCACUUCUGCGGCGGCGCGCUCAUCUCGGAGACGCACGUGCUCACCGCCGCGCACUGCAUCGAGCCGCAUAAACUGACCGACAUCACAGUACGCUUGGGAGAGUACGACCUGGACCGGCGCGACGAGACCCGUGCCGUCGACCUCCGCGUCGUAGAGGCCACGAUGCACCCGCGCUACGACCGCUCCACCUACGAGAACGACGUCGCGGUUCUGCGCCUGCGCCGCAGAGCUGCCUUCAACUCCUACGUCAUGCCCGUCUGUCUGCCGGCCAUCGACGAGGGCUUCGUCAACAGGACAGCCUACGUCACUGGCUGGGGUUCCAUCCAGUUCGGCGGGCCCGGCAGCCCGGUGCUCCGGCAGGUGGGAAUCCCCGUGUGGCCGCACCAGCGCUGCGAGCCUCUCUUCUCGCAGCCCAUCCUGGACACACACCUCUGCGCAGGCGCAUACGAGGGCGGCAAGGACUCCUGCCAGGGUGACUCUGGCGGCCCGCUGGUGAUCCAAGAGGAGGAUGGUCGCUGGGUGGCGGUGGGCGUCGUCUCCUGGGGCAUCGGCUGCGGCAACAAGGACAGCCCCGGCAUCUACACACGCGUCUCCAAGUUCCUGCCCUGGAUAGCCAAGACCAUGGCAUAGGCCAGCUGGGCUACAGGCUGCCACCUGGUUGCCAACAUACUAAUGCCUUGAAAUGUGCUGCUGGUCAAUUGUAGAUGUACAGAUUUUUAACUUUCCGUCAUUAAUCUAUGUCAUUUACGGUUUUAUCACAAGUUCUUCAUACCGUAUAGCUUGGUGAGAGUAGGGUGCCUGCGACUGGGAGGAGGAGGGAAUUAUUUUAUAUUUACAGAAACGCGAGGGUAUCAGUACAAAUCAUCACUUGCAUUUUAUGACAAAGUUUUAACCUGUAAAAUGAGAUAACGUCGUGCAGCCAGUUCUUAAGAAGUCUGAAUGUGACUUUGCCGCGUUCAAGAUUGUUUAUUAGGUACCUGGUACCUGUUGCCGGCUACAGGUAUUUUGGCGGCCUGAGCGGGUAAUAUAUUUGGUGAGUUCCUCCCUCCUUCUGGGCGCUUAUUCGUAUUAUUUCUAUUCCAACAAAAUAAAAAUUGGUGGGUGACUAAUAAAACAGUAACAAUGCGUCAGAAAUCCAAUAGCAAAAAAAUACGAAAUUCUAUUCUGAAAUAGAAUAGCAGAAAUAUUGCAAAUCAACAAAGUGUCUGAGAUAGGAAGAUUUGAAAAAGGACACUUACAUUCACUAGGUCUCAAUUACUGUGUUCAAGUACAAUAAUUAUAUAAAGCCCCUAAUUCCCUGUUUGUGCCAGCCAAACUGAAUUGUAGAUAGUGGAAGUUUCUUUGAGAAUGUGUUCUUAUACCAUAUAACAUUCAGAACAAUUUUGAAUCUGGGGGAAAAAAGUUAGUCAGCGCCCUCAAGUGAAAUUCAGCCCUUAAAUUUGGAUACAAGACGCAGACACAGUAAAACCUAAUCCUCCUACGCUGCAAAAAUAGUAGCAAUCAUCAUAUAAUUACUAAUUAAACUAACGAGAGUCAAUGAACAUCUGUUGUAAAGGAAAGGAUUGAGAGUUUUAAACUACAGUAAACUCUUAGGAAUGGUAAACAAUAAUAAAAUCCUUGUAGUAUAUAAUAUUUUUAAUCUCCGUGUGGAUAAACUAGCAACUGAGAUCGCACUUGGCGAGUUCUUGCGUGGUCAAAAUAGCAAUGCUGUUCAGGAGGAAAAAUCGCUAACAACGCAAGCAAACAUGUACCCAUUUAGUGUAAUUUGCAAAGUAUUUGCCCAGAUUUUUGUCUUCGCUAAUUUCCCACACCCUAGCGGCCACCUGGUUCGCCACUUCGGUAGAACCAAUGCUACUUUCACCUAAGCUGUGUAAUAGUCUUGCACAGCUUACCAGUACUUAUUUUUCUCCGUAGCUGGAUUUAUAAAUGUGAUAGAUGGAACAACGGAAAAAUGAAAGAUAUCUGUUUCAGCAUUUUAUUAUUGUUGAAAUAAACCAACAAUGACACAACAAUGGUGAAACGUAUCUGUAAGCGUCUGUCAAAACACAUAUUGCAAACUGGUCAUUCCUUACAGAACGCGCAGUUGAGAGCCCCUCGCGAGCUAUGCAACCGUGCGACACGAGUUGGAUGUUACAAGAAGACAUUACAUACUGGAUAGUGUAUAACGUAAAAACCUUCUAAUCGUAAAGUUUCAGAACAGCGUUAUUGAUCUAUCCAUUUGACAGUACUGCAUUUCUAUAUCAGACUUUUAUUUAUUUUCAUAAGACCAGUUAUAAAAAAUAAAAGACAUUAUUAUUAUUAACAUGAUUCAGUUUUCUUAAUUAACAUUUCCAUUUAUUAGCCUGUAUCGAAUUUAAAUGAAAGUAAUUGCUCGAGGAUUCUAAUAGCAAGUUUAUAAUUAUGACAUAUGCGUUAGUCACUCAACUGUCGGCGAAUAUGUCAAAAAGGCUAGAAAUUAUUUGUACUGAGAAGUGCUCGGAAAUCUUAUACUCUUCAAAGGUGAUUUUUUUACUGCUUCAGGAAAUUCAAUAUAAGGCAUCCUCCUUUCAAGAUGAGCAUGAAGAAAAUCGAAGAGGGCCACUCCAUCAAGUUCUCUUGUUAGUACGUGUACUUACAGAGUCUGUAUAAGAUUAGGAGAUUCCGUUUUUUAUGUGACGGCCCCCAGCACCCAGUAUAUUUGUUAGUAGCUUGUAUCAAUGUACAGAAAAUCAAAACUAAUUUAUUUUUUUAUAAAUUCCGCUCUACCACUCUACACUCACAUCAUAGAGUUACUGUCUAAAACGUAUGCCACUUUAUCAACAAUGAAACGUCUUCUUCUGAAGUUUAGAGCCAGAAUCUAUAGCUAAUCGGAAGAAACAACCUGCUAGCUGCAAAGCAUACAUAAUUGUGUAAUGGACGUAGCAAUAAAUUUAAAUUGUUUGUAAUCUGAAA
Messenger RNA from Schistocerca cancellata (South American locust), 3360 nucleotides. Its product is annotated as proclotting enzyme-like. Gene Ontology annotation, molecular function: serine-type endopeptidase activity. Gene Ontology annotation, biological process: proteolysis. Bases 1 to 1059 code for a protein of 352 amino acids. The record is from RefSeq and is a predicted model, not a curated record. NCBI's taxonomy places the organism in Eukaryota, Metazoa, Arthropoda, Insecta, Orthoptera, Acrididae. The transcript has 8 exons.